Quercus robur (English oak) is the source of this 2511-nucleotide messenger RNA. RefSeq names its product heat shock 70 kDa protein, mitochondrial-like. The transcript is spliced from 6 exons. Gene Ontology annotation, cellular component: mitochondrion; cytoplasm. Gene Ontology annotation, biological process: protein refolding; cellular response to unfolded protein. Gene Ontology annotation, molecular function: misfolded protein binding; ATP-dependent protein folding chaperone; ATP hydrolysis activity. The coding region runs from base 151 to 2193 and encodes 680 amino acids. The record is from RefSeq and is a predicted model, not a curated record. Lineage: Eukaryota; Viridiplantae; Streptophyta; Magnoliopsida; Fagales; Fagaceae.
CUGUGUACUUCCGUUAUUCGUGUUGCCCAAGAAAACUUUCAUGCCUUGUCUUUAAAACCCUUUGCAAAAGCACCAUACGAUUCUCUCUCUUUCUCAUGCUCUAAAACCUGAUUCUUAAACCCCACAUUCUAGUCAACCAUUUGUUCAGUUAUGGCCACUUCUGUGCUUCUUCGGUCUCUAAAGCAUCAGAAGCUUCGAACUUCUUCUUUAGCAGCUUGCAGAUCCUUCAUAGGUGGCAGUGCGAAGACAUCAUUUGCUACCUCUCCUUUUGUUAACAAAUGGGCAUCCUUGGCAAGACCCUUUAGCUCUAGGCCCAUUGGCAGCGAUGUUGUUGGUAUUGACUUGGGUACCACCAAUUCAUGUGUUUCAGUUAUGGAGGGAAAGAAUCCCAAAGUUAUUGAGAAUGCUGAAGGUGCUCGAACCACACCAUCAGUGGUUGCCUUUGACAAGAAAGGGGAGCUGAUUGUGGGAACCCCAGCCAAACGUCAGGGUGUGACCAACCCGUCCAACACAUUUUCUGGUACCAAACGUCUCAUAGGGAGACGAUUUGAUGACCCUCAAAUACAAAAAGAAAUGAAGAUGGUGCCUUAUAAGAUUGUUAGAGGUCCUGCUGGAGAUGCUUGGCUUGAAGCCAAUGGAAAGCAGUACUCACCAGAACAGAUUGGGGCAUUUGUUCUUACCAAGAUGAAAGAAACUGCUGAGGCAUACCUUGGUAAAACAGUUUCUAAAGCUGUGAUCACUGUUCCAGCUUAUUUUAAUGAUGCACAGAGGCAAGCAACAAAGGAUGCUGGACGAAUUGCUGGUCUAGACGUUCAGAGAAUCAUUAAUGAACCAACUGCUGCUGCACUGUCUUAUGGGCUAAACAACAAGGAAGGCCUUGUAGCUGUUUUUGAUCUUGGAGGUGGAACUUUUGAUGUUUCAAUCCUGGAAAUAUCAAAUGGUGUCUUUGAGGUCAAAGCUACAAAUGGAGAUACUUUUUUGGGAGGGGAGGACUUUGACAAUGCACUUCUAGAAUUCUUGGUGAAUGAGUUUAAGAGAACUGACGAGAUUGAUCUUUCAAAGGACAAGAUGGCACUGCAGAGGCUUCGGGAAGCAGCUGAAAAAGCUAAGAUAGAACUCUCAUCUACAAGUCAGACUGAUAUCAACCUUCCAUUUAUUACUGCUGACGCUUCUGGUGCUAAACAUUUUAAUAUCACACUGACCAGAUCAAAGUUUGAGACUUUGGUGGAUCACUUGAUUGAGAGGACCAAAAAUCCAUGCAACAACUGUGUAAAGGAUGCUGGGAUAUCAGUCAAGGAUGUGAAUGAAGUUCUUCUUGUGGGAGGGAUGACCCGUGUUCCCAAGGUACAAGAGAUAGUUACACAAAUCUUUGGGAAGACCCCAAGCAAAGGAGUAAAUCCUGAUGAGGCAGUUGCUAUGGGAGCUGCAAUUCAAGGUGGUAUCCUUCGUGGAGAUGUUAAGGAGUUGCUUCUGUUGGAUGUGACUCCUUUAUCACUUGGCAUUGAAACUCUUGGAGGCAUCUUCACCAGGUUGAUCAACAGGAACACAACCAUCCCUACCAAGAAGUCACAGGUCUUCUCUACCGCUGCAGACAACCAAACUCAGGUAGGAAUCAAAGUUCUCCAAGGUGAGCGUGAAAUGGCAGCUGACAACAAGCUUUUGGGUGAGUUUGAGCUAGUUGGUCUUCCUCCUGCACCUAGAGGCAUGCCACAAAUUGAGGUGAUGUUUGAUAUUGAUGCAAAUGGAAUUGUUACGGUUUCUGCUAAGGAUAAGUCGAUAGGUAAAGAACAGCAGAUUACAAUCCGAUCCUCUGGAGGCCUCUCUGAGGUUGAGAUUGAAAAGAUGGUCAGGGAGGCUGAGAUGCAUGCUCAAAGAGAUCAGGAUAGAAAAACUUUGAUUGAUAUUAAAAAUAGCGCUGACACAACCAUAUACAGCAUCGAAAAAAGCUUGGGCGAGUACAGGGACAAGAUUCCUACUGAGGUUACAUCAGAAAUAGAGGCUGCCGUUGUGGAUCUGAGGAAAGCAAUGUCCAAUGAAAAUAUCGAUGAGAUCAAGGUAAAGGUUGAUGCUGCAAAUAAAGCUGUUACAAAGAUUGGAGAGCACAUGUCUAAAGGCUCAGGAAGAUCAUCCCCGGGAGGAUAUCAGGGUGAUGAGCAGCCCCCAGAAGAAGAAUAUGAAGAGGUCAACAAAUAGAAGUUCUUAAAUCAGAUCACAUGAUAUAAGAUAAUACAAUUAUUUUUUUCAUGAGUUUCCAAAAUCCUUUUUCAGCGGUUCUGUAGUUAAUUUAGGGUAGACUUUACAUGAGAAUUUAUUGAGAAGAUUGUCAUUUGUGAAUGCAAUCUUAAAUUGGCCCCACAUUAAAAUUGAAUCCAUUGGAAUCAAUUUUGAAUUCAUUUUUGCUGCAUCUUGAAGUGGCUUCUGCUAUUAUUUUCGCAAAUACAAUAGGAAGUACUCAUGCUAUCUUGGCAAAACUGGACUAAUUAAUAUAGGUUCAGAAGAUCUUAUACUAUA